Molecule: messenger RNA, 19607 nt
Organism: Coregonus sp. 'balchen'
Lineage: Eukaryota; Metazoa; Chordata; Actinopteri; Salmoniformes; Salmonidae
Source: the annotation of a GenBank genome assembly
AUGAAUGAUUGGGUGGGCCCCGACGUCAAUGUGGUGGGACUACUACAGAUCCCACCCAGCGAUGGAUUCCCACUGUCUGAGAGCUCACACUUCUUUGGUAAGCAAUGACUAGCCUGGUCCCAGAUCAGUACUGUAUGUGCUUCAUCCAACUCCUCUGCCUAUUUUUGUCAUGCAAUACAUAAUAUGCAGUGUACCAUAUUAUAUACAGUAUAUGCACAUGGCAUGCCAAUGAUAGUUAGGAGAGUUGGCACAUGCAGAUCUGGGAUCAGGCGAUCCAGUUGCCACCUAUGACACACAUUACCCCUCAGUCAGUUGCAGCCAGUCACACAGGCCAGAUGUGAAAGCGACUUUACACAUUACCAAACCAACUACCUUAUUGAUGGGCAGAAAUGUGACAGUCAGGUUAAUAAGUAGCCGUGAAAACCUUUGCUCCCCUUUGGCAUUCCUGAGUCAGUCCUCAAGCAAGCACAAAACUGUUCUGUUUUAGGACUAUUGAACCAGCAUUUUUAUGGAGAAUUUAAUUUUCAGAAAACAAUAGAGGGAGUUAUGCUGAAGUAGAAGAAGUAACGGUAAGUGUAGAGCCGCAGAGGGGGAUUACUUUUCAGGUGGUCAGAGAAAGAAAGAGGGAGAGAGGGAGGGAGGGAGAGAGACAGAGAGAGAGACAAAGAGAGAGACAGUGAAAGGGAAGGUUUUUAUCCUGGGUGCACUGGGUCACCCUGAGAUGGCCACGGUCCAGAUCAAACAUUCUGGAGGUCAGUAUCUCACGUCCGUCGAUUGUGUUGCGUCAGUUUGGGUUAUGUGUGUUAUCAGAUGAUUUUGGAUUAAUUUAACACUAUAGAACUGUACGGCUACAUUCCAGCAGUUUUUUUGUUGCCCAGUAUGUAUUUUGACCUUAAUGUAUUUUAAUUAAUAAAAGUGAUAUGAAGGAAUCAAAAUAGUUAAAAUGCUAGCUGACGUCUAACCUUCAAGGGUUCAUGCUGACAUAAUAGGAAUAGGAUUAUUAUAUUUUAUGACAGUAGAUAAACCUGAUGAUAAAGCAUUUCUGAAAUAUAGAAAUGUGUAUAAUAUAAGUAGAAAUAUAUAGAUAUAUGCAGUAAGUACUAUAUCUCUUUGGAAAUAGUUUGUUAGCUCAAGCUGUCCUGUCAUUCUGCUGUGACAGUGUUCUGUGAGAGCGUGAGGAUAAAGGUAGACUCGGCGAAAUGACGUUGCCAUGAGCAGCACCGCAGAUAUUGAGAUGAGCAAGAUGCAAGACUUCGCUCUUACACAGUCACACAGUCACACACAAUAUAUAUAUUUAUAUGUUCUUAUUCCAUUCCUUUACUUAGAUUUGUGUGUAUUAGGUUUUUGUUGUGGAACUGUUAGAUAUUACUUGCUAGAUAUUGCUGCACUGUCAGAAAUAGAAACACAAGCAUUUCGCUACACUCGCAAUAACAUCUGAUAACCAUGUGUAUGUGACCAAUACAUUUGAUUUGAUUUGAUUUGAUUUAUCUGCGCAUGUGCACGGGUUAGCUUCAUGCUGUUACAGCGUGGUAGCCAGGACACCAAAACAGUGGAGAAGUUGAGCCUCACGCUUCAACGCUCUUAGUUGUUACAGAAAUUGACCCACUAUGCUGUUUACUUUUUGCAUCUACGUCAUAUCACUGAGACUACCUUUAAGUUUUGCUGGGUUUAUAUGUGACUGUUUAGAUUACUAUCCCCUGUUAUGCUAACGUUUAAAUACUCAGAUUAAGUCACUAUCUAAUACUACUGUAAAAGCUUCUGCUGGGAAGUGGUUUUUGUCCGAUCAGAUAAAUGGUUUUGUUUUGUCUCACUAUCCUUGGGAAAAUACAGGAUUUAUUGGCUUGGGAAAUGUGUAGCUAUUGUGGCUUUUCUAAACCAUGCUGACAAAAUGCUGACUUGUGUGUUGGCUAUAAAGACUUAACAGGAUUAAAAUCAUCAGUUUAUUGCACACUUCUAUUCAGUGAUACUAUAAUUUAAUCUAUACCUCUUUCUUUUCUCCUUCCAGAUAUUCUGGCAGAGCAAGGGAGCCCUCUGCUCCAGGACCAGGAAGUCUUACCCUUCACCAGCUAUCCCAGCAUGCAAUACCCCUCGGUGGAGCCCACCAUGUCCUCCCCACCAAUCUACUCCAGUCAGAACUACUACCCCCAGUACAGCAGCGAUGAGUGGUACUCACCCACAGGGAUGUAUGAACUGAGGAAAGGACCCCAAGAGGGCACUUAUAAUGCUGAAAUGGAAGAGGCGUCCACCGUAGUGCCUGCGGUGUGCAAGAGAACCCGGCACACAUCCCACACAGGCAGGGUCAAAGGGGAGGAGCUGUGUGUGGUGUGUGGGGACAAGGCAUCUGGGUACCACUAUAACGCUCUCACCUGUGAGGGGUGUAAAGGUAUCAAAUCAAUAUAUUUUUUAAUGGUCACAUGCUUUGUAAACAACAGAUGUAGACUAACAGUGAAAUGCUUACUUACGGGCCCUUCCCAACAAUGCCGAGAGACAGAAAAUACAGAAAUAUUAGAAAAGUAAUAACAAUAAUAUAAUAAAAGUUAUAAUAAAUACACAAUGAGUAAUGUUAACUUGGCUAUGUACACGGGGUAGCAGUACCGAGUCGAUGUGCAGGGAUUUCAGGUAAUUGAGGUAAAUAUGUACACUAUCAGUCAAAAGAUUGGAACACCUAGAGUGAGGGGAAAAAGUAUUUGAUCCCCUGCUGAUUUUGUACGUUUUCCCACUGACAAAGAAAUGAUCAGUCUAUAAUUUUAAUGGUAGGUUUAUUUGAACAGUGAGAGACAGAAUAACAACAACACAAUCCAGAAAAAUGCAUGUCAAAAAUGUUAUGAAUUGAUUUGCAUUUUAAUGAGGGAAAUACGUAUUUGACCCCUCUGCAAAACAUGACUUAGUACUUGGUGGCAAUCACAGAGGUCAGACGUUUCUUGUAGUUGGCCACCAGGUUUGCACACAUCUCAGGAGGGAUUUUGUCCCACUCCUCUUUGCAGAUCUUCUCCAAGUCAUUAAGGUUUCAAGGCUGACGUUUGGCAACUCGAACCUUCAGCUCCCUCCACAGAUUUUCUAUGGGAUUAAGGUCUGGAGACUGGCUAGGCCACUCCAGGACCUUAAUGGGCUUCUCCUUGAGCCACUCCUUUGUUGCCUUGGCCGUGUGUUUUGGGUCAUUGUCAUGCUGGAAUACCCAUCCACGACCCAUUUUCAAUGCCCUGGCUGAGGGAAGGAGGUUCUCACACAAGAUUUGACGGUACAUGGCCCCGUCCAUCGUCCCUUUGAUGUGGUGAAGUUGUCCUGUCCCUUUAGCAGAAAAACACCCCCAAAGCAUAAUGUUUCCACCUCCAUGUUUGACGAUGGGGAUGGUGUUCUUGGGGUUAUAGGCAGCAUUCCUCCUCCUCCAAACACGGCGAGUUGAGUUGAUGCCAAAGAGCUCGAUUUUGGUCUCAUCUGACCACAACACUUUCACCCAGUUCUCCUCUGAAUCAUUCAGAUGUUCAUUGGCAAACUUCAGAUGGGCCUGUAUAUGUGCUUUCUUGAGCAGGGGGACCUUGCGGGCGCUGCAGGAUUUCAGUCCUUCACGGCGUAGUGUGUUACCAAUAGUUUUCUUGGUGUCUAUGGUCCCAGCUGCCUUGAGAUCAUUGACAAGAUCCUCCCGUGUAGUUCUGGGCUGAUUCCUCACCGUUCUCAUGAUCAUUGCAACUCCACGAGGUGAGAUCUCGCAUGGAGCCCCAGGCCAAGGGAGAUUGACUGGUCUUUUGUGUUUCUUCCAUUUGCGAAUAAUCGCACCAACUGUUGUCACCUUCUCACCAAGCUGCUUGGCGAUGGUCUUGUAGCCCAUUCCAGCCUUGUGUAGGUCUACAAUCUUGUCCCUGACAUCCUUGGAGAGCUCUUUGGUCUUGGCCAUGGUGGAGAGUUUGGAAUCUGAUUGAUUGAUUGCUUCUGUGGACAGGUGUCUUUUAUACAGGUAACAAGCUGAGAUUAGGAGCACUCCCUUUAAGAGUGUGCUCCUAAUCUCAGCUCGUUACCUGUAUAAAAAAACACCUGGGAGCCAGAAAAAUCUUUCUGAUUGAGAGGGGGUCAAAUACUUAUUUCCCUCAUUAAAAUGCAAAUCAAUUUAUAACAUUUUUGACAUGCGUUUUUCUGGAUUUUUUUGUUGUUAUUCUGUCUCUCACUGUUCAAAUAAACCUACCAUUAAAAUUAUAGACUGAUCAUUUAUUUGUCAGUGGCAAACGUACAAAAUCAGCAGGGGAUCAAAUAAUUUUUUCCCAGACUGUAUUCAUUCAAGGGUUUUGCUUUAUUUUUACUAUUUUCAACAUUGUACAAUAGUAGUGCUCCUGAGUAGUGCUCCUGAGUGGCGCAGUGGUCUAAGGCACUGCAUCGCAGUGCUUACUGUGCCACUAGAGAUCCUGGUUCGAAUCCAGGCUCUGUCGCAGCCGGCCGCGACCGGGAGACUCAUGGGCGGCGCACAAUUGGCCCAGCGUCGUCCAGGGUAGGGGAGGGAAAUGGCCGGCAGGGAUGUAGCUCAGUUGAUAGAGCAUGGCGUUUGCAAUGCCAGGGUUGUGGGUUCGAUUCCCAUAGGGGGCCAGUAUAAAAAAAAAAAAACAUUAAUGUAUUCACUAACUGUAAGUCGCUCUGGAUAAGAGCGUCUGCUAAAUGACUAAAAUGUAAAUGUAGUGAAGACAUCAAAACUAUAAAAUAACACAUGGAAUCAUUUAGUAUCCAAAAAAGUGUUGCAAAAACCAUCAAGCGCUAUGAUGAAACUGGCUCUCAUGAGGACCACCACAGGAAUGGAAGACCCAGAGUUACCUCUGCUACAGAGGAUAAGUUCAUUAGAGUUACCAGCCUCAGAAAUUGCAGCCCAAAUAAAUGUUUCACAGAGUUCAAGUAACAGACACAUCUCAACAUCAACUGUUCAGAGGAGACUUUGUGAAUCAGGCCUUCAUUUUCGAAUUGCUGUAAAGAAACCACUACUAAAGGACACCAAUAAUAAGAAGAGACUUGCUUGAGCCAAGAAACGAUCAAUGGACAUUAGACCGGUGGAAAUGUGUCCAAAUUUGAGAUUUUUGGUUCCAACCGCUAUGUCUUUGUGAGACGCAGUGUGUGCGAACGGAUGAUCUCCGCAUGUGUGGUUCCCACCGUGAAGUAUGGAGGAGGAGGUGUUAUUGUGUGGGGGUGCUUUGCUGUUGACACUGUCAGUGAUUUAUUUAGAAUUCAAGGCACACUUAACCAGCAUGGCUACCACAGCAUUCUGCAGCGAUACGCCAUCCCAUCUGGUUUGAGCUUAGUAGGACUAUCAUUUGUUUUUCAACAGGACAAUGACCCAACACACCUCCAGGCUGUGUAAGUGCUAUUUGACCAAGAAGGAAAGUGAUGGAGUGCUGCAUCAGAUGACCUGGCCUGCACAAUCACCCGACCUCAACCCAAUUGAGAUGGUUUGGGAUGAGUUGGACCGCAGAGUGAAGGAAAAGCAGCCAACAAGUGCUCAGCAUAUGUGGGAACUCCUUCAAGACUGUUGGAAAAGCAUUCCAGGUGAAGCUGGUUGAGAGAAUGCCAAGAGUGUGCAAAGCUGUCAUCAAGGCAAAGGGUGGCUACUUUGAAGAAUCUCAAAUAUAAAAUAUAUUUUGAUUUGUUUAACACUUUUUUGGUUACUACAUGAUUCCAUAUGUGUUAUUUCAUCGUUUUGAUGUCUUCUACAAUGUAGAAAAUAGUACAAAUAAAGAAAAGCCCUUGAAUGAGUAGGUGUGUCCAAACUUUUGACUGGUACUGUACAUAUAACUAGGAAUAAACAGUAUCAGCUGUGUAUGUGAUUCGUUAAAAAAAAAUUGUGCAAAAAGGCUCAAUGCAGAUAGUCUGGGUAGCUAUUUGGUUAACUAUUUAACUAACCAUUUAGCAGUCUUGGGGGUAGAAGCUGAUCAGGGUCCUGUUUGUUUCAGACUUGGUGCAUCUGUAACGCUUGCAGUGCGGUAGGAGAUAGAACAGUCUUUGACUUGGGUGGCUGGAGUCUUUGACAAUUUUUUGGGCCUUCCUCUGACUGACACUGCCUGGUAUAGAGGACCUGAAUGGCAGGGAGCUUGGCCCCAGUGACGUACUGGGUCGUACGCACUACCCUCUGUAGUGCCUUGCGUUCGGAUGCCAAGAAGUUGCCAUACCAAGCGGUGAUGCAGCCAGUCAAGAUGCUCUCAAUGGUGCAGCUGUAGAACAUUUUGAGGACCUGAGGGCCCAUGCCAAAUCUUUUCAGCCUCCUGAGGAGGAAGAGGCAUUGUCGUGGUGCCCUCUUCAGGUCUGUGUGGACCAUGAUAGAGCCUUAGUGAUGUGGACACCGAGGAACUUGAAGCUCUCGACCUGCUCCACUACAGCCCCGUCGAUGUGAAUGGGGGUUUGCUCGGCCCUCCGUUUCCUGUAGUCCACGAUCAGCUCCUUUGUCCAUUAAGGGGGAGGUUGUUGUCUCGGCACCACACUGCCAGGUCUCUGACAUCCUCCUCAUAGGUUGUCUCAUCGUUGUCGGUGAUCAGGCCUACCACCGUUGUGUCAUCAGCAAACUUAAUGAUGGUGUUGGAGUUGGGUGCGGUCACACAGUCGUGGGUGAACAGGGAGUACAGGAGGGGACUAAGCACGCACCCCUUAGGGGCCCCUGUGUUGAGGGUCAGGGGGCGACCUGUCAGGAAUUCCAGGAUCCAGUUGCAGAGGGAGGUGUUCAGUCGCAGGGUCCUCGGCUUAGUGAUGAGCUUGGAGGGCACUAUGGUGUUGAACGCUGAACUGUAGUCAAUAAACAGCAUUCUGACAUAGGUGUGCCUCUUGUUAAGGUGGGAGAGGGCAGUGUUGGUUACAAUAGACAUUGCAUCAUCUGUGGAUCUGUUGGGGGCAGUAUGCGAAUUGGAGUGGGUCCAGGGUGUCUGGGAUGAUGGUGUUGAUGUGAGCCAUGACCAGCCUUUCAAAGCAUUUCAUGACUACAGAUGUGAGUGCUACGGGGCAAUUGUCAUUUAGACAGAUUACCUUGGCAUUCUUGGGCGCAGGGACUAUGGUGGUCUGCUUGAAACUUGUAGAUAUUACAGACUGGGUAAGGGAGAGGUUGAAAAUGUCAGUGAAGACACUUGCCAGCUAGUCAGCGCAUGCUCUGAGUACUCGUCCUGGUAAGCUGUCUUGUGAAUGUUAACCUGUUUAAAGGUCUUACUCACAUCAGCUACAGAGAGCAUGAUCACACAGUUGUCUGGAAAAGCUGGUGCUCUCAAGCAUUGUUCAGUGUUGCUUGCCUCGAAGCAAGCAUAGAAGGCAUUUAGCUCCUCUAAAUCCGACUAGUGUCAGAGCCGGCGUAGUAGGAUUCGAUCUUAGUCCUGUAUUCACGCUUUGCCUGUUUGAUGGUUCGUCAGAGGUCGAAGUGGGAUUUCUUAUAAGUGUCCGGAUUAGUGUCCUGCUCCUUGAAAGUGGCAGCUCUAGUCUUUAGCUCGGUGUGGAUGUUGCCUGUAAUCCAUGGCUUCUGGUUGGGACAUGUACGUACAGUCACUGACUGUGGGGAUAACGUCGUCGAUGCACUUAUUAAUGAAGCCAAUGACUGAUGUGGUAAACUCCCACAACGAACCCACAACCCUGGCGUUGCAAGCGCCAUGCUCUACCAACUGAGCUACACGGGGCCAUCGGAUGAAUCCGAAACAUAUUCCAGUCUGUACUAGUAAAACAGUCCUGUAGCUUAGCAUCCGCUUCAUCGGACCACUUCACUGGUACAUCCUGUUUGAGUUUUUGAUUGUAAGAAGGGAUCAGGAGGAUAGAGUUAUGGUCAGAUUUGCCAAAUGGAGGGCGAGGGAGAGCUUUGUAUGCAUUUCUGUGUGUGGAGUAAAGGUGAUCUAUAGUUUUUUUUUGCCUCUAGUUGUACAGAUGACAUGCUGGUACAAUUUCAGUUUCCCUGCAUUAAAAUCACCGGCCACUAGGAGUGCCUCCUCUGGAUGAGCAUGUUCUUGUUUGCACCGUCUUUUUCUCUUCCAAGUCUCGGGGAUUAAGGCCUGGUCCGGGGUGAGCAGUAUGUCCUGCGCUGCCGACUCGUUGAAGUAGAAAUCUUCCUCCAAAUCGAGGUUAGUGAUCGCUGUUCUGAUGUCGAGAAGCUCUUUUCGGUCAUAGGAAACGAUGGCAGAAACAUUAUGUAUAAAAAAAGUUUAGCGCACAAAAACACAAAAUAGCUGAAUUGGCCAGGAGCCUGUAAAACUGCAGCUAUCUAUUCCAGCGCCAUUCUUUUUUGUAAGAACAGUAGUUUAGUGUUACAUUUAGAUCAUAGCUGUAGACAUUGAAGUGCUAUGGACUGCAAAGAUAGUGCCAAAAAAGAGUAUCUUCCACAUUCAGCAUUUGAGAAAGCCCUCUAUGGAUGGGCCCACAUCUUCUCAAAGGCUGUGCAUAUCACUUCUGGUGAGGUGAUUCUACAUGCACAAGUGAAUUAAAGUCUUGUUAACAGCUGAACACUUAUUAAGCCUGCGGCUUGUUGGUUUAGUAAUGCUGUUUCACAGGGGAAAUGUAAUUGUGAGGAGGGAGAGACGUUGAUGCCACAAGUGACUCAUAAGAAAUGUGUUAUUGAAAGAGCUAGUAGUUGAUAAGAAUGUUGUUUUUGACUGGCGUUGCGUUCAUAGAGGACUAGAAUGAAAAGAGAUUACAUUAGGUGAUCAUUAGUUGACCUGGUGGUGAUAAGGUUCUGUUUAUCUUCAGUUCUUUUGAAGAUUACUCCACUGCAGUGGGAAGUAAGGCGGUACGGUCCGGUACAGCAUACCGGCAAAUAAAUAGUGGUGGUAUGCCUUACCGGUAAAACAUGAGCCUAUCACAAUAAUUAAAACAAAAUGUACAGAAAACUGUAGGCUAUUACACCACUUUCUAUCAUUAUCGCAAGUCAGAGGCAUGGAAAAUCAACGAAUGGGCUUGAAAACGGGUGGUAGACUAUAGCCUACUCUCCAAAAUGCGAUGUGGUUAGACUAGAACGCAGACAUUUUGCCAAGGCAGAGAAGAGUGGUCGACACCGAGACGCGCACAGACAGCAGUGGAUGCAUCAAUAUUAUAUUUCCUCAUGACAAGGAAAAAUUAAUGAAUUGUUUCUGGACUUCACACAGUGCCAAGUAAGCAUUACUUUACAGCAGCUCUUCAUGUACAAAUUGUGACAAACCACAACUAACAAACCACAACUAACAAUCCAUCUUUUAACUGUUUUACGACAACAUCGUUUUAUUAUAUUUUGUGUAAAACCCCAGGUGAAUGGGUGCAAGUGUAAUUCCACCCUGUUGGGGUGGACAAUGGCAAGGUUGUGGUCACUGGGCUGUCCUGCCUCAUGUCUGAGCUUAGGUUUGUGCCUCGUUGGUUCACCCUCCGGAUAGGGUUCCCUCUCAGCUUUCAUCUGUAUAAUGGCGGAGGGAACCGGAGCUAAGCAAUGUUAAUGUGUGUCAUUGUACUCAUCACCCUGCACUUGAAUGUCUAAUUACCUGUUAGUACUAUGAGUUACACUGUUGAAAGGGGUUAAUGUUAAUGGUUUGAAGCACCCCUUGGGCAUAUGUCAAGGCCAAGGGCAUAUGGCAUAGAUCAGCUACAAUCCAAUGCCAUCAUUCCAUUAGAGGUGUAGUUUAUGGGUGACCAUGUACCUGUAUCGCGUCAUAGUAUUUGUAGGGCAAGUCUAUCAGGUUUAUUCCAAUAUUGAGCUAGUCAGUUUCGAGGACACUUCACCUUCACAGUACAUAAUAUCACUAGUAUUUCAUCAUAUCACCAAAGACUGAGGUCACUGGGUAAUAGUGUUGAUCACUGCCUUCAGGCUUCUUCAGGCGGAGCAUCACCAAGAACGCUGUGUACAAGUGCAAGAAUGGAGGGACCUGUGAGAUGGACAUGUACAUGCGGAGGAAGUGCCAGGAGUGUCGUCUCCGGAAGUGCAAGGAGAUGGGCAUGCUGGCAGAGUGUGAGUAUCAGCCCCCGCAAACAGCUGUUCUCCAUGAUACUGUACCCAUGAUGCCACUCUUAAUGGUACAGACUGUGAAGUACUGGUAUUAUGAAUAAGGAAAGGGAAUAAUAGUCAAAGGAAACCAUAAACCAUCAUUACUGAAAGAUGUACAGUACAUUUUACAGAAAGUUCAUGACGUAGGGAGGAACCUCCAUGCUUAUUCACUCUUGAUGGUCUUUACUCCAGAAUCCAUGUAGUUGCAGCAUUAGCAAUGCGUGGGUAAAAUCACUGAGGAAGCCAAGCCAGUAAAAAAUCCAAAUUACAACCUAUGUUGUGAUAAUUGCGUUGUUUGCUCUAUAACCCAUUCGUUCAUACGCCACCAUGAUAUAUAAUAAGGCCAUGACAACAAAAAGACAACAGUCACGCAGUGGUGGAAUGAAUUCAACUACACAUCCGUUUGUUUCAUCACAGACCGGAGAGCAACAUCUGUCCGGUGAAGUCCACAAAGCAAAUAUUGCAUGUAGCUGUCACGAUUUCCUCCGAGGCUGCCACCUCUCCUUGUUCGGGCAGGCUUCGGCGUUCGUCGUCACCGGCCUUCUAGCCACUGCCGCUCCUCAUCUCAUCAUUCCAUUUGUUUUGUCUUGUCUAUUACACACACCUGGUUCAUAUCCCCUCAUCAGUACCUGUAUAAGUGUUCCCUCUGCCCCCUUGUCUUUGUGUGUGAUUGUUCAUUGUAGAGGAUAUAUAGCUCAGUGGAGCUAGAUUUGGAUUGUGUAUCGCCGGGAUAUUCACCCGUGUGCCUUGUCUUCCCCAGUGCGCCGUUUACCGCACUGGUGUAUAUUACGCAUUGCUGCGUACCUCUGUUUAUUUGAAUAAACCAUUUAUUCCGUGAUUUCCUCUCCUGCGCCUGACUCUGUCCUAAAUCACCCGCUACAGUAACAAAUAGUUAUAUGACCUGCAACAUGGUCAAGCAAGUUAAAUGUUUUCGACAGUUUACUAAACAACUACUGAUUUAGAACCAAGGAGUUACCGGAAGUCAGCACAACGACAACAGGAGCACUGCCUCCGCUAUUUCAGCACCAUUUCAUACAUUGUCACGUAUACGCCGGGAGUCAGGAAGCAGGUGCAGAAGGUGAGUUUAAUAAUGAAGAAUGCGGAUAAACAAAACAUGAGAAGCGUACAGACCGUGAAUGAAAACAAACUAAUACUGCCGGAUGACUGAGGCUACUGAUUGCUAAAUAAAGGGAAGGUAAUCAAGGUGAUGAUGAAGUCCAGGUGUGCGUAAUGAUGGGGAGCAGGUGUGCGUAAUGAUGGUUCCAAGACCGGUGGUUAGUAGACCGGCGACGUCAAGCGCUGGAGAGGGGGAGCGGGUGUAGGCGUGACAGACAUUUAAACAUCAUCAAAUCAUCAAGGCUAUAUAUGCUUAGAUUAAUACACUGAAAACAAACUUAAAGAUACCAAAAACGAUUCAGUCCAAUCAUGUGGCUGUCCAUGGUACUGAGUUCUGUGUGUGUGUGUGUGUGUGUGUGUGUGUGUGUGUGUGUGUGUGUGUGUGUGUGAGCACACAAGUAAAACACAUUUCUGACUACUGUACUUGUAGACUAGUUGAAUGCCAAAGCCAUCCUCCUCUCUUUCAUGUUGGCAAAACGGUCUAUGGCUCUGUCAUACAGUAUGCUUUUAGUUUUUGUUGUCAUAGGCUACCUAGCUAAAAUUCUUGCUAGCCUAACUUCCUCGCAUGGGCAACAAUGAACCAGCUAAGUUAGCUAGCUACACUACAUUACGAUCUCGACAAACCAUUUCUGUAUGGACCUCGCUUUAUGCACGGGGGCAUUGUCAUGCUGAAACAGGAAAGGGCCUUCCCUAAACAGUUGGAAGCACAGAAUCGUCUAGAAUGUAAUUGUAUGCUGUAGCGUUAAGAUUUCCCUUCACUGGAACUAAGGGGCCUUGCACGAACCAUGAAAAACAGCCCCAGACCAUUAUUCCUCCUCCACCAAACGUUAAAGUUGGCACUAUGCAUUGGUGCAGGUAGCGUUCUCCUGGUACCUCCAAACCCAGAUCCGUCCGUCGGACAGCUAGAUGGUGAAGCGUGAUUCAUCACUCCAGAGAACGCAUUUAAUUAUUUUAUGGAUCUCCUACACUCUUAGAAAAAGGUUCCAAAAGGGUUCUUCGGCUGUCCCCAUAGGAGAACCCUUUUUGUUUCCAGGUAGAACCCUUUUUGGGUUCCAUGUAGAACCCUCUGUGGAAAGGGUUUUAUAUGGAACCCAAAAGGGUUCUACCUGGAACCAAAAAGUGCUCUUCAAAGGGUUCUCCUAUGGGGACAGCCGAAUAACUCUUUUAAUAUUGCGUGACUAACCAUAUUGCUAUUUCUUAUGUGCAACAGAAUAUCUUGCCAACGUCAGGAAAUUAAUUUGGUGAUAACACCAUCUCUUUGAUAUACUACUAUGUGCAUUUUUACGUGAGAGACUAUAUUGCAGGUUUUAUUAACUCAUGGUACUUGUUACUUGAUGCACAUACUAUACGGUAUUACCUGCCCGUACAAAAAUGAAUAUUCAAACCCUUUCUUUUAAUUCAACUGAAGCACGGGCAUAUCUAAGGGCACCUUUAAGAAUAAGUGCACCUGCUCUUUCCCACUAGAGCAGGGUUCCCCAACUGGCGGAUCGCGGGCCGAAUUUAUUGGACCCCAAGUUUUCUGAGCAAUUGUUGUUUUCAGAAUAAAAUACUGAUAAUAAUUGGGUUGGACAUAAAAGAGUGUAAAACACCAGCCAAUCAGCUCCAAGGGAUUAGGAUUUAGGAAACCUGUUCCAAAGUAUUCCCACGCAUAAUAAAGAGAUAUAAGUGAUUGUAUAUGCACAUUUAAGCAAGGUUUGAAAUUAUUAUGUUUUAGUCAAAUAUUAUAUCUCUUUGGGCUACUUGCGGUCAAUUUGCAGUCUACUAAUUAUUAUUUUUAUUUUUUUUUAUUAUCUUGGAUUUCUUCAGUAGUAUUGAAUGUGACCAUUCAUGUAUCCAUUUACUUUUUAUCAGUUUAGGAUCAACAUGGUUAAAACAGAGCUAUCACACUCUCAGUAUUUGAUUCUGAUUGACGUGUCUAGCUGUGAUUGACGUGUGUCUAGCUGUGAUUGACAUGUGUCUAGCUGUGAGCCUGACCCCCUGACUAUCUCUUCAUAAGACUGUGUGAUAGCAUCAUACUGUUCUUUCAAUGCACUGGAGGCAGUCUCAGAUCAUAGCAGAGAACUGUCUUUGUGGAUUCUGACACAACUGCUUUGAAUUCCACUGAGGGAAAGUGUGUUAUACUUCUCACAAUAGAAAGGUCUCACCAUUGUUGCUCUUAAAGGAAAGACUGUGGAAAGAUAGGAGGGAGGGAGGGAAGAGAGUGGGGGGAGUAGGUGGACAGAGUUUGGCUCAUGUUGCUCAUAAAUGUUGUAAAGAAGUUGGGAUGAAUAUUGCAGGUAGCAGGCGUUCAACAGCCCUGUCUGUUGGCGCUACAGUGCUUCCUCCGCUGACUCCUGUUAGGCAGGUCUGAAUGGCUCUCAUGGCCUGAUCUCGCAGUCUCCUUUGGUCUCACUGUAAAAAGAGCCAAUUCUGAAAGGUCUUCAUUCAAAGGAAACAUUGAUCAUAGAUUUUUCCCUGGUUUGGCAGAACUUUACUGAAAGGAGUAACAUUGACAUACUCCCUGCAUAAAAUACAGGGGUUGUAUAAUUUAGAAUAAUAUCACACUGAUAGAAUUUGUAAUAAUGGAGAAAUCCCCAGUUGUCGAAAAUAGUUCCCUAAUUAUCUUAACUUUACAUCUGUGCUAACUGCUUACCUUAGGUGAUAAUCGUUGUUCAAAAUGUACUCAAUAACUUUCUCAAACCCAUAGCUAUACUAUGAAGCCACUUUAAUAAAAUAUCAAACGGCCUGCUGUAGCACUGGGCAUCAGGCCUGGCUGGCUGUCUACAGUGCAUUCACAAAGAUAAUCAUUAUUGAACAAGUAGGGGUGAAAUUCUCCUUCAACACUUUGUGUUUGAACCCAUCAUGUAAUUCUGUGUUGUUGUUGUUUUUAUCGCACUGCUUUGCUUUAUCUUGGCCAGGUCGCAGUUUGAAAUGAGAACUUGUUCUCAACUGGCUUACCUGGUUAAAUAAAGGUGAAAUAAAAUAAAUUAAAAAAUAAUCAAUGCUCACAGGUCUGCUGACAGAGAUCCAGUGUAAAUCUAAAAGGCUGAGGAAAAACACCAAGGCCUCCCUGGGAGAGUCCACUGGGGACGAGACAGAGGGGGGAGACAACGGAGACACCAAACAGGUCACCUCCACCACCAAACUGUCAAAGGUAAACUCUCCCCCUUUUACUCUUUAGAAUGUUUUUUUGCUCUUCAAAAUGAGCGACAUGUCAGUGAUUCCCAAUUUAGGAAUCUAAAUACUAUCUACAAAAUUAUUUUAGAUGUUUAUAAACUCAGACAAAAUAACUUUUUCCUGAAAGACCUUUUCUUUGUUUAAAAAAGUGAUUAUUCGUUUUUCUUUGAUUGUCUAUUUUUCUUUAUCUAAAUAUAAAUGCCCUACACUGAUUACUGGAUAUGGGAAUUGCAUGAAAAUGAAGAAAAAAAAGUUCCUCAGCUGCAGUUUUCUUUGAUCCCCAUAAGCCAAAUGUUAAAGUAAACUAUGAAUAUUUAAACAGUUCUAAAGUCCUGUUGCCACCAAGGGAUUGUAUUACUCACAGCUAAGACUGACACUUUACAAAGUAUGACUCCUAAAUAGCCCUAGUGUUAUACAGAAGAGAUUCAAAACGGAUAGCUAAUGGUUUUAUUGCAGGAGAAGCUUGAGCUCAGUCAAGAGCAGCAGGCGUUCUUGAGCUUCAUCGUAGAAGCUUACCAGAAACAUCGAAUUCCUCAAGACAUGGCCAAAGAACUGGUACGUGAUAUCUCCUACAAUUCUAGGAAAUUCUGUCCCACUGGGCACAUACGUCAGUUCAAUGUCUAUUCCAUGUUGGUUCUACAUAAUAUCAGUGAAAUGACGUGGAAACAACUUUGAUUCAACCAGUAUGUGCCGAGUGGGGUGUGUUUUUCACCAAGCCAUAGUGUAUGCUUUACAACUCAAACAUGUUCAUAGUUCAUGGAAGACAGCAAGAGACCCUUGCAACAUAUCCCAGAACAGAUAUGACUUACACCACAUGCUCUCUAUCCCAGUAGAAGUAAGACUGUUUUUUCCCCUCAAGUCUUAGAUGAAGUUACAUAACACUCCUUAUCAGCCAGCAGUGUCACUUCACCCAUAUUCUGUAAUGAUAUCCCUUUUGUGUGCCCUUGUUGUUUCUCCAGCUACAGGAGCAGUUCAAUGCAGAAGAGAACUUCCUCCUUUUGACAGAGAUGGCCACCAGUCAUGUUCAAGUGCUGGUGGAGUUUACCAAAGACAUUCCAGGUCUGGACUUCUAUUAGGCUACGAUGAUCAUUCCAAUAUUUUCUAUAUAUAAAAGGUUUAAAUAAAUAGAUUACUCCCAUGGAUUAUCAGUCAACAUCGAUAUCAGUCAACCUCUGGCCUUUUGUACCUCGGUACUCCAUACUAAUAGUCUAAUCGGCUCCUUGACACAUCAUAGCAACAUGAUAACAACAAAUAACUUUUAUGACUUAAUAUAAUAGGACCGAGCAGGUGUUGACAUGGGUCAUCAUUGUGAUUCAAGACUGUGUUCGCCAACUGAGCAAAAGCCGAGGCAUUAACUCAGGGAGCUAACACAAGUGUUUUUUCGUUGUUUUUAUAUUACCUUUAUUUGACCAGGGAAGACAUACAGUAUGAGACACAAAUAUACACAUUUUACACAAAAUAUACAUAUAUACACGUUAAAAUACAAAAACACAGUCAUGGGAAGCACAAAUAAAACAUCACAAAUCACCCAGAAAAACAGUUACAUUCCUCCACAAAUAAGUCCCCAAUCAAUACUCUAAACUGCCCGAACGGCACCAGAACAUUAAGAUGAAUUGUAUUUAGAAUGUUGUUCCAGCAAUACAGUGCAUUAAAUAAAAUCAGAUUUACCUAGCUCGGUGGAGACCCUGGGAACCUCAAGAGUUAACCAAUCUUGUGAACGGGUUAGGCAACUCAGGUGUGUAUACUUCAACAGCAAAGUUAGAUAAGACGGAAGUUUAUGAAGUAGGGCCUUGUAAACAAAGAGUGAGUAAUGUAGAGAUCUAUGGGUCUUUAGCGAUGUCCAGCCAACCUUUUGAUACAGAAUGCAGUGUUGAGUAUCAAAACUGUCACCAGUAACAAAAGAAAGGGCACUAAGGUAGAUAGCAUCUGAAGGUUUAAGAGUAGUAGCAGCUACACUUUGAUAAAUAACCUCACCGUAAUAAAGAACAGAUUGACUGAAUAAUCUGCUUCCCACUGCUUAGAGAAAGGCACAAACUGUUUCUGUAGAAAAAGCCAACUUUAAAUCUUAGCUUCUUAAGAGCUAAUCUAUAUGUUUUUUAAAUGUCAAAUCCAUAUCAAUCCAAAUGCCUAAGUAUUUAUAUGCGGGAACACGUUCAAUUGGAGAACCAUCUAAUGUAGUUCAUCUGAAACAUUCUUACGAGAGUUUAAAAACAAUAUGUUUUAAGUUUUAAAUCAGCAAGGGAUUCCUGCAUAGCUAUAAAAUCUGACUGUAGUUUUGACACAGCCAGAUCAACAGCCGGGGCAAUAGCAUACAUAAUAGUAUCAGCCGCAUAUAAAUGAAGUUUACAAUUUUUAACAGAUUGACCAAUGGUGUUUAUAUAAAUAGGGAAGAGAACAGGUCCCACAAUCAACCCCUGUGGUACACCUUUAUGCACUUCAAGAAAUUCAGACUUAACCCCAUCAAUCACGAUGGCCUGAGUUCUGUCACUAAGAUAAUCAUGAAACGAUGAACAUGUGUCAGAACUCAGGCCUAUUGAGGACAACUUAUUCAAUAAAAUAGCAUGAUCAACAGUAUCAAAAGCUUUUGACAGGUCCACAAACAAAGCAGCACAUUUCCUUUUAGUGUCUAAAGCAUUGACAAGAUCAUUAACAAGUGGUUGGUGUAAUAGUGCUAUGCCCAGGCCUAAACCCUGAUUUGUUUACAUUCAAAAUAAAUGUAUCAGAUAAAAAAGAGCAAAGUUGGACAUUUACCAAGGACUCAAUAAUCUUAGCUAGACAAGGAAGCCUUGCAAGGUCUCAGGCAAGGUUACUCAUCACACAAGCGUAGUUCACCAAACCAACUCUGUUACAUUACAUUGAAAUGGAAAGGUAAGUCUUCCUUAACUAAUCUCCCCUGACUGUGUGUGUGUGUCUGUGUGCGUGGGUGGGUGCAUGUGUGCAGGUUUCUCAGCCCUGGACCAUGAGGAUCAGAUAGCUCUGUUGAAGGGCUCGGCAGUGGAGGCCAUGUUCCUGCGCUCAGCACAGGUGUUUACCAGGAAGCUACCCCAUGGACACACAGAGGUGUUGGAGGACAGGAUACGCAAGAGUGGUGCGUUCAUACUGGGAAACUGGCGCAUACAAGUGAAAAUACUACAACAAUACUCCAAUAUCCAUCCACAAGUCUACUACUGCUGCUAGAACUAAAUGGAGGUUAUCAUUAUCAUUAUCAUUAUCAUUAUCAUCAGUAACAUGAUCCUCGAAAACAUCUUCAUUGUAAACAUCAUCAUCAGCUCAAUCAUCAUCGUGAACAUCACCCUAAAAUGUCAAACAAAUGUUUACCACAAUCCAUGCUUGGUAUGAAACAUUCAUGUCGUUGGUAGGUUUCCGGCACUUUUAUCCACCACACACACGCGCGCGCACACACACUCAGGUCUGCUGUGAAUAAUGGAUAGGACUGCUUUAUCUGACGAUCUAGCUGACGAGGCUGGCAGCCUAGCAGUGUACUGACCUGUUGAUCCUUGCCCAGGUGUGGGUUACCCGUGUAAACGGACCCCUGCCUGUCGGAUAGCGUUUCAUUCCAUUGUGAGCGUGUAUGGGCAAUGUGCCAGGCAGGGUGGUAAAAGAGGGAUGUCUUCAGGUGCUAGCUAGACUGUAUCAGUUAGAGCUAUGCCCAUGAUUUAUUGUCCAUAAACGUUGGUAUUGUUGGGUAUCGGAUGGCAGUGUUGUGUGAGGUGGCAUGAAUAAUUCACUAAACAUCCAAUUAAUUGUACUGGUCAUAACACAUCAAACGGGAGGAUCUUGCUUUGACAUUCUGAUAUUUGCUUUAUGCCAUUGGCAUUCAUGGAUUUGUGUGUAUAGUACACAAGACAACACAUCACCCCAGCGGGCAAAGCUGGUUAAAAUGACAUCCUUGAAACCAGUUUGCUCACUGAAACCAGUUUGCUGACUGGGACAUUACAUUAAUUACUUUUAAUAGAGAAGCCCAUAUUUGUGAAUCGAUGAUUGGACCUUUUUGUUGUUGAGAAAUCUUCAUACUAAUCCCUAACUAAACUUAUUUCUACAUCUUUAUUGAUAUAGUUUUUAAAGAGUGCUGCAGUCUGGCUGUCUUGAUAUAUAAAGUCUACUGUAAUGCUUUUAUAUGCAGUCAUAUCUGAGCUGUCACUUUGACACCCUUGGUUGUACAGUUGAAUACAGAGUGGUAGAGAUGGCCGCUAUGUGUGCGUCACUACGUCCCUUGGUGCAGGUCCUGAGUGAAUGGAUUAGUUGAGAGAUAUUCAAGCUAAAGGCCAGUCUGAGGGAAAAGAGAGAAAUGAUGUCUAAAGAGGCUAUUGUUCUUUAUCUAAACAUCGAGAGCUCUAUUGUCCACCACUCUCCCUCUUUGUGCGCUCCUGGCAUUUCUGAAGGCUUAUGGCUCUGUGAUGUGAUGUGACUGACUGGAUAGGGUGGAUUUUUAAAAUGGUUUUGGUGGUAGUAGUGGUGGAGGUGGGGGUUGUCCUAUUCUCAGAUUAUUUUUUAUGGAAAUCUGUAAAAGUCUAAUGGUAUCCUCAAAUGGUAUACUACCUCUAAUCUUUAUCACAUAUUUUGGUUCAUUACAGUGGGACUUUAUGGGAAUUAUAUUAGGUAUCACCUUUGAAAAAUGUUUGAACCCAUUCCCCUCAGUGAUCUAUACUGCCAUCUAUGGACGAUACUGCCAUCCAAUGGUUGUGUAUUGAUCAUGCACCUCCGCAUGUUUUCCAGGCAUAUCAGAGGAGUUCAUUACACCCAUGUUCACCUUCUACAAAAGCAUUGGGGAACUCCAGAUGAUGCAGGAAGAACACGCCCUCCUCACUGCCAUUACCAUCCUCUCACCAGGUGAGCUGCCACCUGGUCAUGUGGCACAAGUUAAAAUGUCAUGGUCAAAUCAACUGAAAUCAACUCGACUAUUUGGUUUGACGUUACUUAAAGAUGAUUGGGCCUUUUUAAAAACAUGUUUCGAAUGCCCCCUAUCCCUCCUUCUUAGCUAGCGAUGGCUAAAAUUAUCUGGAGUUUGUAAACCGAACCAUGGAAUACAGCUUCUCUUUCCCCAUAGACUACUUUCAGGGUGAGAAACGAUCUAUCCUUUAGUUGUAAAAUAUUGAACUUCCCCUUUCAUCUCCUCUACAGACCGGCCAUACGUGAAGGGCCAGCAGGCGGUGGAGAGGCUGCAGGAGCCCAUGUUGGAGGUGCUCAGGAGGUUCUGUGCCAUGCAGCACCCGCUGGAGCCCCAGCACUUUGCCCGUCUCCUGGGCCGUCUGACCGAGCUGCGUACCCUCAACCACCACCAUGCCGAGAUGCUCACCUCUUGGCGCAUGAGCGACCACAAGUUCACACCCCUCCUCUGCGAGAUCUGGGAUGUACAGUAAAUGGUACAUAUAGGCUGCAUGGAUGGACGGAUGGAUGGGUG